CUUUGAUUUUUUUUGGUACCCUUGUCCUUUAAAAUUUAGUUCUCAGGUUUUGCCACAAAGAAGUUAUGUAGUUUCUUUUCAAAAGAAAUGAGAGGGAAAGCCUGACUUUUCAUUUCUUAGUGGUUACAAUCACGAAGCUGGACUUUUAACAACUAUUUUUUUUUUAAUUUGUUACUUUAAGGUGUGAAUUUAAAACUUCAGUCAUGGAGUUAGCCCACAGUUUGUUGCUAAAUGAGGAAGCUUUGGCUCAAAUCACGGAAGCAAAGAGGCCAGUUUUUAUCUUUGAAUGGUUGCGAUUUCUUGAUAAAGUCUUGGUGGCUGCCAACAAGUCUCAAGGGCGAAGUGAAAUCUUAAUGAGUCUACAGAAAGUUCUGAAUGGGCUUGGUGGUGCAGCAGCCUCUUCUCAUCGUGAUAUUUACAAGAAUGCCAGGUCCCUCUUGACUGACAGGUCCAUGGCUGUUCGAUGUGCAGUUGCCAAGUGUCUACUAGAACUACAGAAUGAAGCUGUGUUCAUGUGGACUGCUGAACUGGAAAAUAUAGCCACUCUCUGCUUUAAGGCUUUGGAAAACUCAAAUUAUGGAGUGCGAGUGGCAGUGUCUAAACUCUUAGGAACAGUCAUGGCAACAGCACUAAUGCCUAAGCAAGCAACAGUAAUGCGCCAGAAUGUGAAGCGAGCGACAUUUGAUGAGGUCUUAGAACUCAUGGCCACAGGAUUUCUGCGCGGAGGGUCAGGUUUCUUAAAGAGUGGUGGAGAAAUGUUAAAAGUUGGAGGGUCUGUUAAUCGUGAAGUGAGAGUUGGAGUCACACAGUCUAAAGCAGUAGUGAAUGACACUAGCAGUGAAAACAAGUCUGGAGCAGCAGACAUCGCAGCCAGCCAGCAUGUGAUGGUCUGCGCCCUCCAGGAGCUGGGGAGCCUGGUGCAGAGCCUCAAUGCCACUGCCUCCCCUCUAAUUCAGGAAGCGUCUAUAGGACUUUUGGAGACUGUGACUUCUGUGCUUCUUCAUCCAAGUAUGGCUGCUCGGCUCGCUGCUGCCUGGUGCUUGCGCUGUGUGGCUGUGGCAUUACCUUUCCAGUUGACACCAUUUCUAGACAGGUGUGCAGAGCGGCUCAACAACCUGAAAACUUCACCAGAAGCCGUUAGUGGAUACAGUUUUGCAAUGGCUGCCCUGUUAGGUGGAGUCCAUCAGUGUCCAUUGGGCAUUCCUCAUGCCAAGGGAAAGAUGGUAGUUAGUAUUGCUGAAGAUCUCUUACGAACUGCUACCCAAAACAGCAGGCUGUCUUUACAGCGCACCCAAGCUGGAUGGCUUUUACUUGGAGCACUUAUGACUUUAGGACCAUCUGUCGUUCGCUAUCAUCUACCGAAGAUGUUGUUACUGUGGCGAAAUGUUUUCCCUCGUUCUUUAAAGGAACUGGAGGCUGAGAAGGCCCGAGGCGAUUCUUUUACCUGGCAGGUAACAUUGGAAGGCCGUGCUGGAGCUCUAUGUGCAAUGAGGAGUUUUGUUGCACAUUGUCCUGAACUCCUAACUGAAGAUGUGAUUAGAAAAUUGAUGACCCCUAUUGAAUGUGCCAUGACUAUGAUGUCGCAUAUUCCAUCUGUAAUUAAAGCUCAUGGAGCUCAUCUGAAAGCUAGUGCUGCAAUGGUCCGUUUAAGACUGUAUGAUAUCUUGGCUUUAUUACCUCCAAAAACUUACGAAGGGUCUUUCAAUGCACUUCUUAGAGAACUGGUGGCAGAAUUCACUUUGACUGACAAUUCAGCCAACACAACUACUUCACUCCUCAGAUCCCUCUGUCACUAUGAUGAUAGUGUUCUUCUUGGCUCCUGGCUGCAAGAAACUGAUCAUAAAUCAAUUGAAGACCAGCUCCAGCCAAACAGUGCAUCCGGAAGUGGGGCUCUGGAGCAUGACCCAUCCUCCAUUUAUUUACGAAUACCUGCUGGAGAAGCUGUGCCUGGUCCUCUUCCUCUCGGAGUUUCAGUCAUUGAUGCUUCCGUGGCUCUUUUUGGUGUAGUGUUUCCUCAUGUUUCUUAUAAACACCGACUGCAGAUGUUGGAUCACUUUGCUGAAUGUGUUAAACAAGCCAAAGGUGUCCGCCAGCAGGCUGUGCAGCUUAAUAUUUUCACUGCUGUUCUUAGUGCACUAAAGACAUGGUCUCUUCAUUCACUGGCUUUGAUAGUGGAUUCUAGUGGCCCCAUGUACCGUGGGUAUGUGGAACCAACAUUGUCUCUAGUUCUUACCUUGCUGUUGACAGUUCCACCCUCACAUAUGGAAGUUCAUCAGUGUUUGGGUAGAUGCUUGGGUGCUAUAAUCACUACUGUUGGCCCUGAACUACAAGGAAAUGGAGCAACUAUUUCCACAAUUCGUUCUUCUUGUUUGGUGGGCUGUGCAAUUACCCAGGACCAUUCAGAUUCUCUCGUUCAGGCAGCUGCCAUAUCUUGUCUUCAGCAGCUUCACAUGUUUGCACCACGACAUGUCAACCUAUCUAGUCUCGUUCCUAGCCUUUGUGUUCACUUAUGUAGUUCCCAUUUGUUACUUCGACGAGCAGCAGUGGCUUGUCUCCGGCAGCUUGCACAAAGAGAAGCAGCUGAAGUCUGUGAAUAUGCCAUGAGCCUAGCCAAAAGUGCAGGGGACAAAGAGAGCAGCGGUGCUAAUGUCAGUUCUUUUGCACCUGGAGUAAGUUCUCAGAGUGAUAUUCACUGCCGGCACCAAGGUGUUAAUAUAACAGAAACCGGUCUGGAGGGACUUCUUUUUGGAAUGCUAGACCGGGAGACAGAUAGAAAAUUGUGUUCUGAUAUUCAUGAUACUUUGGGACAUAUGCUUUCAUCACUGGCUGUAGAAAAACUUUCCCACUGGCUAAUGCUUUGUAAAGAUGUCCUGGCAGCUUCUAGUGAUAUGAGCACUGCAACUCCAUUAGGUAGUGGAAAAGAUGAAGAAUCUGAAAAGAAAGAUGAGAUGGAUGAUGAUAUCAUGUUUACCACACUAGGCGAAGAAGAUAAAUCAAAGCCUUUUGUGGCACCUCGGUGGGCCACGAGGGUAUUUGCUGCUGAUUGCCUGUGUCGAAUCAUCAAUCUGUGUGAAAAUGCAGACCAGGCUCACUUUGAUCUGGCCAUGGCACGUUCUGCUAAACUACGAAACCCUACAAAUGACCUCUUGGUACUUCAUCUUUCUGACCUGAUUCGUAUGGCAUUCAUGGCUGCAACUGAUCACAGUAACCAGCUGCGGAUGGCUGGGCUCCAAGCACUUGAAGACAUUAUCAAGAAGUUUGCAUCUGUACCGGAGCCAGAAUUUCCAGGUCAUGUGAUUCUGGAGCAGUAUCAAGCUAAUGUGGGAGCUGCUCUAAGACCAGCCUUUUCACAAGAUACCCCAUCAGACAUAAUAGCAAAAGCUUGCCAGGUGUGUAGUACAUGGAUUGGAAGUGGAGUUGUCAGUGACCUCAAUGAUCUUCGUCGAGUACACAAUCUGCUUGUUUCUUCUCUGGACAAAGUUCAGGCUGGAAAAGGAUCUUCCAGCCAGCUGUACCGAGAGAGUGCCACGACCAUGGAGAAACUGGCUGUUCUUAAAGCUUGGGCAGAGGUAUAUGUGGUUGCUAUGAAUAUUAAAAAGGAAGCCGAGUCGAAACCAAAAAGAGCAAUUAAAAAUACUGACGAUGAUGAUGAUGAUUAUGGUACCAUAGAUGAACUACCACCAGAUAGUUUAAUAACACUUGUACAACCUGAACUGCCCACACUCAGCCGCCUGUGGUUAGCAGCAUUAAAAGACUAUGCACUUUUGACUUUACCAGCUGAAUUUGCCAGCCAGCUCCCCCCAGAUGGUGGAGCAUUUUAUACUCCCGAGACCAUUGAUACAGCUAGACUUCACUACCGGAAUUCCUGGGCCCCCAUUCUCCAUGCAGUGGCCCUUUGGUUAAACAGCACAGGAUUUACAUGUUCAGAGUCAGCAGAAGCAGCUGCUGUAUCUGGUUUACAAAAACGUCCUGCGUCCGUCAAUUUAAACCAAGCAUCAGGAGCAACGCCUAGUGCUAAGUCUUUACCGGAAAUUAACAAAGACAGGAUGCAUCUGAUUUUAGGUGUGAGUAUACAGUUCCUUUGUUCCCCUAGACCUGAGGAGCCUACUGAACAUGUUACAGCAUGUCUACAGGCCUUACAUACCUUGCUAGAUUCUCCUUAUGCCCGGACCCAUAUUGCAGAAGAUCAGCUGAUUGGUGUUGAGUUGCUGAGUGUUUUGCACCGCCUCUUACUGACCUGCAAUCCACCAUCAGUCCAGCUGCUGGUUACUGGAGUUGUACAACAGAUAGUAAGAGCUGCUCAGGAUUACUUGCAAGAAAAAAGAAACAGUCUAAAUGAAGAUGACAUGGAAAAAGAGUCCUGUCCUGUGCUGGGAGAAGGAGGUGACAGCGGUGGUCUUAUUCCUGGGAAAUCUCUUGUGUUUGCAACGAUGGAGCUGCUGAUGUUCAUUUUAGUACGGCACAUGCCACAUCUCAGUACCAAGAUGUCAGACUCUCCAAGUCACAUCGCCUCUAAGACUCGACUGUCAGAAGAAAGUGCGCGUUUGGUGGCAGCCAUAGUUACCAUACUCUCUGACUUACCAUCCCUUUGUUCACCUGCUGGAUGUAUGACAAUCCUUCCCACAAUUCUGUUUUUAAUUGCAAGAAUAUUGAAAGACACAGCAAUAAAGUCUGCAGAUAAUCAGGUUCCUCCACCAGUUAGUGCAGCUCUUCAAGGGAUUAAAAAUAUCGUGACACUUUCAAUGGCCAAAACUGAGGAUACUCAAAAACAGUGGACAGCGCUCAUUCGUAGCACUCUUGCAUGCAUUUUGGAAUAUUCACAGCCAGAGGAUUCCAUGCCUAUGCCUGAUGAAGUAAGCAUGCUCACGGCAAUAGCGCUCUUCCUGUGGUCUGCUAGUAGUGAAAUAAUAGGAGUCCAGUCAUUACAGAAUGGCUGCAUGAACAGGUUCAAAAAUGCAUUAAACUCAUGUGACCCAUGGGUUCAAGCCAAAUGUUACCAGCUUCUCCUCUCAGUCUUUCAACAUUCCAAUCGUGCCCUUUCAACUCCCUACAUCCAUUCAUUAGCUCCAAUAGUAGUUGAAAAGCUAAAAGCUGUUGAAAGAAACAGACCAGCCAGUAACACAGAACUUUUAGCUGUUCAAGAAGGAAUCAAAGUUCUUGAAACACUGGUUGCUCUUGGGGAAGAACAGAACAGAGUCCAGUUACUUGCUCUUUUAGUUCCCACUUUGAUUUCUUACCUGCUGGAUGAAAAUGCUUUUGCUUCAGCAAACACAGCCUCCAAAGAUCUGCAUGAGUUUGCACUCCAGAAUUUAAUGCAUAUUGGACCUCUGUAUCCACAUGCUUUCAAGACAGUAAUGGGAGCGGCUCCUGAGUUGAAAGUACGUUUGGAAACUGCUGUUCGAGCAAGCCAAGCCAGCAAAGCUAAAGCAGCUACCAGGCAGCCAGCCCCUGCUGUUCAUUCUGCACCAACAAUUAAGCUAAAAACAAGUUUUUUUUAAUUUUCUAUUCCAUUCAUCUCAAAUAGGAGCUAAUUAGUGAUAGCCACUGUAUCAUUCCAGGCUAUAGGUUUUACUUUAUUUGUACGUUGGUAUUACAUGCUUCUGGGUAGUUAAGUGAAAUAAUGCUCAGGUUGUUUUCUGGUUUUGAAGGGGUGGUUUUUUUUUUAUUAUGUGGUGAAUGUACUUGCAUUUUUCUCCUAAUAGUGUUUCUCUUUUAUUAUUUAAUUUAUUUUUUAAACACUG
Messenger RNA from Myotis davidii, 5741 nucleotides. RefSeq names its product HEAT repeat containing 5B (gene HEATR5B). Gene Ontology annotation, cellular component: Golgi apparatus; endocytic vesicle; membrane. The transcript is spliced from 31 exons. The coding region runs from base 204 to 5498 and encodes 1764 amino acids. Gene Ontology annotation, biological process: endocytosis; retrograde transport, endosome to Golgi; intracellular protein localization. The record is from RefSeq and is a predicted model, not a curated record. NCBI's taxonomy places the organism in Eukaryota, Metazoa, Chordata, Mammalia, Chiroptera, Vespertilionidae.